AUGAGCUGGCACAAUGAUCCUUCUUACUCGCGGCAUGAGUUUUCCAGCAAGACCCCUCCACCCUUUAGCUCAUCCUUUGCCUCUAAUAUCUUCCGACGGGCCCGCCGAGCGUCUCUUACAAGGAACAGCAGAAAGUCCGUAUCCUUCGCUGAUCCCUUGGAGGCAGAGCAACCCCAAGACAAUGGUUCCGAAAAUAGUCAGGUACUAUAUAUGGCGGAUACGAAAAGACCGCAGCGACCUAAACCACAGCGUCGAUCUUUGUCGACCUUGAGUAAUAACUCGCUCGCAACACUUGGUGAAGAUUGGGACAGCGAAGUUGAUUCCGAUCUCGAUAGUGAAGGUGAACAGGUAUCUUGGGAUAUUAUCAACAGAGAAAUACACGAAUGGCAAUAUGUUUGUCGUACUGGUAGACCCUUCUGGUGGUCACCAGAGUUCAAGAGUAGCCAUAUGUCCACUCUACCUCAAGAGUACCGUGAAGAGGUAAGCACGCGCGCUUGGAUGAGAGAUAAUACGGAUGGCUCCAGACCGCGUCUCAGAAAACGAUAUCACACCAUGGAUAACAGCGAUCUUGCAAGUUCCAGUGACGUGCAGGAGCUUGCAAAAGUGAUCGCUGUUCAACUUCUCGGAUCUUGCUUCACCCUGGCACCAGAGUAUCUUGUACCUCUCCCAUCGACUCCAACAUCAUAUAACAGAAAAGGAGAUUCAAAACUACCGGAUUCUAGAAUGAUCAGUUCCUUGCGUAUGCACACACAAUUUAGAUAUUCACCCUGCUUUGGACACCAAGCACGAAGUACCUCUCCAAUACAGCCAUGGGAUUGUGGUAGAUAUGACGGAUCAUCAACGUACUCGUUAUCACCUCCAGGCACUAGUGGUAUUGUUACCCCACUUAUUGUCACGUCAGAGCCUGCCAGAAGGCGAAGUAGACUACAGAAAGCCCAUAGAGCCCUGCAUGUCACAGAGCAGUCGGCCAAUGAUUGUGACGUUGGGAGCCACAGGGACGAUUAUUUCUUUAGCGGCAAUUCCCUUUUGAAUGGGAACGCUACAACCUCAAUGAGUCAGAAGUUGAGAGACGUUCAAACGUAUGAUCGUGGCAAGACGUCGAUGUCACCACAUGUGUCAGGACAUGAUGGCCAAAGAUACAACGUAAGACGUUCAAUGACCAGAAAUAAACCCGAAGUGAUGCCACCCCCAACAGCUGAUGAUGCGAAAAUCGACACCUCGAAAACAUAUCGAGGAGUACGACCUACGCUUCCACCGAGUACCAAUUAUCGUCUACAUGCAGCCCUCAGGUCGGAGCCCCAUCCUUUAUUCGUGCAGCCGGUAAAGCAGCUCGUAGUUAAGAGGUGGAAAUCGAUCCGGCGGCAAUUUGGAGGUAGCUUACAAACUUCAUUGCCGAGAAGGGUCUCUAGAGACGUAGAAUCUGAGUCAGAAAGUGAUGCAACGAGUUCUGUACUGAGCACCGACGCAAGAACACGGAGACGCCGAGCUCAGGAGAGGGGAGACAUUCAUAGCGCCGGUGGUGAGGAUACCCCACACUAUAAUACUCCCAGAAGUGGUAAUAUGACACCCGUGACACCUAUGACGCCUAUGACACCCAUGACUCCUAUGUCACCUUUCAUGAUCCCCAGAACGCCUCCUGCGACACCUAUAGCCCCUUCGUUACCAGGGUUAAGACCGAUGUCUCCUUUCUUUCAGGGAACAGAUACUAUGGCAGCCGUCGCGUCAUUUCUAGCCGAUGCACGUGCACCAGAACAUAUCAUCACUCCACCGGAUUCAUUCAUGGACACAGGUGGCUAUAUUUCACCAAACAUGAUAAGAACUGAACACGCCGCGGGAGCGAUGUUCAUCCAAUCGAGGUCAAGCUCUCAACCAUCCCUCGAGCCAAUAGUCGGUUCAUAUCGGCGAAGACGACCGAGUAUGUUAUCAGAGAUGUGUACUCCAGAGGACUUCAAUGAUGAUGGCACCUUGAAGUGCGACCAAGAAGUACAAAACCAAGGACUUCAUCUGGUAAGAGCAAGUUCGAGUGGAACUCAGAUAUUCAGACCGAAUAGUGACGGAAUUGAACUCGACGGCAUACCAGUGGGCCCGGGAAAGGAACUUUGGGAUGGUCCGGUCGAUAAUACGGGGAAACGGAGGGAAAGGACAUAUCUGUAA
This is a messenger RNA of Sclerotinia borealis F-4128, 2154 nucleotides long. The record is from the annotation of a GenBank genome assembly. NCBI's taxonomy places the organism in Eukaryota, Fungi, Ascomycota, Leotiomycetes, Helotiales, Sclerotiniaceae.